AGAGAAUGGUGAGGCGAAAGACUAGUGUGGGAAUAACUACGGGAGUGAAGACUUGGAUGGUGGUGUCCUCGGAGACAGGAGAGCAACGCCUUGAGGAUGUCGGCAAGCACUCCCUAAUGCGGCGGACUGGCUUGCCGGCGCGUGACCUUAGAGUCCUCGAUCCCAUGCUUUCUCACCCCUCUUCCAUCCUUGUACGCGAAAGAGCCAUUCUUGUCAACUUGGAACACCUCAAAGGAAUCAUCACUUCCACCGAGGUUCUCAUGAUCAACUCUUCCAACCCUUUCUUUCUUCUCUUCCUUCAAGACCUUCUCACCCGUCUUACUCAUCAACCUCCCUCACCGGUACCUACUUCCAUACAGAUGAGCAAUGACAUGAAUCCUGGUUACGAAGCAAAACCUCCAGCGAUGUGUGGUUCUGAAGAUUCUUCCCAAAAUGUUUCGCAUGUGAAAAUAUCUGAGGAAGUAAAAGCAGAUAGCCCUAAGAUGGCACCUAUAGCUCCCAAGCAGUUACCUUUUGAGUUCCGAGCCCUCGAGACAUUUAUUGAAUCUGCUUGCAGGUGCCUUGAAUCUGAGACUUCAAGAUUGGAGGAAGAGGCAUACCCAGCUUUAGAUGAAUUGACCUCCCAACUUUGCACACUCAAUCUUGAACGUGUAAGGCAUAUCAAGAGUCGUUUGGUUGCACUUUCUGGUCGUGUGCAGAAGGUAGCAGAUGAAUUGGAACAUUUGCUGGAUGAUGAUAAAGACUUGGCUGAAAUGUACUUGACAGAAAAGCUUAAUGCUAGUUUAUUAGAUCAGGCAUCAUUAAAAGAAGAGUACAAUUCUGAAUCUGAAGAUACCGAUCAAAGCGAUGAAUCAAAUUCGGAAAAGUAUGACAAAUUCCCUGGUCUUAAACUUAAUGUUGAGGAAUUGGAAAUGCUUCUAGAAGCAUAUUUUGCGCAGACAAAUGGAAUCUUGCAAAGAUUGUUUAGUUUGAGUGAGUACGUGGAUGACACUGAGGACUACAUCAACAUGAUGUUAGAUGAUAAGCGAAAUGAGCUUCUGCAGGCAACAAUAAUAUUCAACACCCUAAACAUGAUACUAAAUGCUGGUAUUGUGGUUGUAGGAUUGUUUGGCAUGAAUAUUCAAAUCGAACUCUUUAAUGGUAAACCUCGUCAAUUUUGGGCUACCACAGAAAUAAUGCGUGAACACGAUUACUGGACUAGUUUAGAAAAACCCAAAGAGUAG
This is a messenger RNA of Glycine soja, 1223 nucleotides long. Its product is annotated as magnesium transporter MRS2-F-like. Gene Ontology annotation, molecular function: magnesium ion transmembrane transporter activity. The record is from RefSeq and is a predicted model, not a curated record. NCBI's taxonomy places the organism in Eukaryota, Viridiplantae, Streptophyta, Magnoliopsida, Fabales, Fabaceae. Gene Ontology annotation, biological process: magnesium ion transport. The transcript has 7 exons. Bases 6 to 1223 code for a protein of 405 amino acids.